AUGCAAUCGUAUUUCUCAAAAGAGAAGAUGUUGCUGAUCUCAAGGCCUACAGACCAAUUAGGCUGUUGUCUCAUGUAUAGCUACAAAUACUUCACCAAAAUCCUAAUGAAACGUUUUAAGAGAGAUGAGAGAAUAUUAUAUUUCUUUCUUUGCGACUGGCGAUGCUUAUGGUGUCACGCAACUGUUCAUACGCACUGCAGGUUAAACACGCAAAAACAGUGUCCGUUAGGUCCUGCUAGAGUCAGUGUGGUUCCUCCUACAGCUCUUCAUUCGGUACAAGAUGAAGCUUGGGAAGUUGUUCGACCACAGGCAUCUAGUCCGCUUUUGGUAUUCGUCAAUUCUAAAUCAGAAAAAAAGACAAUGCCGAAAGAGUCCGCCGAAGCUUCUGUUUCUACAGUUAAUUCGCAUAUUUUUCAAGUCAGACCUCCAGAAUUUGAUCCAGAAGUAUUUGAAUUUUCUACAUGGUUCAUUAAAUUUGAAAAUUUUUUGGUUUUGAGCUCAAUUACUAAUGAAGAUUUGAGACGUGCUUUAUUGAUUGAUUCAUUGGGAACAAGACCAUUUCAUACUUUAGUAUCAUUAUGUUUGCCAAAAUCCCCAAAAGAGUAUACAUUUCAGCAACUUAUUGAUAAAUUAGAUGCAAACUAUGGUCGGGUGACUUUUAUUUCUACAGAAAGAUUUAAAUUCUUUUCAAACAGACAAGCAAAGGGACAGUCAUUAAACGAUUUUGCAAAUAGUUUGAAGGAUGUUACAAAAAAAUGUGAUUUCCCUAGUAAUUUCUAUGAAGAUGCUUUGAUAACAGCAUUUUUGACGGGUAUUCACAGCGAUUCAAUUAGAAAGCAACUCCUUCAAAAAGAUUUAAAACGGUUUUCAGAAGCGCUGGAGGCAGCUCGUACAAUUGAAGGAUUAUUAUGCAAUAAUGACAAUAAUAAUCACCUAACAUUGGAAACAAAUAAAAUAAAUCGCAUGCCGUUCCCUCCAAGGAAUAAAAAUCCAAAUAAUACCAAUUCUUCUUGCCAUUCUUGUGGAGGGAUGCAUUUACGUUCCAAUUGCCGUUUCAAGGAUGCCAUUUGUAAUAAAUGUUCUACCAAAGGACAUAUUGCUAAGGUCUGUCGAAAGUCAACGUAUCCAUCCCGCUCUUACGAACAAAAUAACAGAGUUAAGCCUCAAGCUCAAGGCUUCCGGCCAAGGAAAACACAUAACGUUUUUGAGUCUACUGGGAAGCCCGAAGAGAAUUUAGUAGAUGAUUUUGAUAUUUUGGAGAUUAAUAAAAUACAUGCAUUAAAUAAAAUUCAUGCUCCAGCGUUAAAAAUGCCAGUUUACAUAAAUAAUAAACUCAUAGAAUUCGAGUUUGAUACAGGGAGUUGUGCAACCAUUGCCAAUGAAGAAGUUUGGGAAUUGGUAGGAAAACCUGAUUUAGUGCCUCCUUCUGCUACCUUAUCUAGUUUUUCCGGGCAUACCAUUGAUCUUAUGGCAACCAAAGCUUCACCCAGUGAAUUGUUUCUUGGAAGGCAAAUACGAACUACGUUGGAUCUGGUUAAACCAGCCAUUAAUAAAAAAACGGAAUUUCCCGCUAGUAGAUUUAAAAUUGGAGAAACGGUUUGGGUGAAAAUGUUCAAAAACCUAAACACAUAUUCUUGGGAAAAGGGAGCUAUUUUAGAACAAAUAGCAACCAACGUAUGGAAAAUUGAAGUUAAUGACAAAGAAGUCAAAAGACAUUCAAAUCAGAUAAAAUACUACAAGGGAUCGAAUAAUGGUAGUGAGGAGGAAAUAGAAUUGGAACUGCCAGUGAGAGGUUCCAAAACGGGUUCUCCUGUAAGAAAUAACAGACGGUCCUUGCCAAUUGCUCUUCGUAAACCUAAAAGGAAUUGUGGACCUCCUCAAAGGCUAGGUUAUCAGCCAGAGGAAGAGGAGGAAGAAGAAGAAGAGUAA
Molecule: messenger RNA, 1929 nt
Organism: Ceutorhynchus assimilis (cabbage seed weevil)
Lineage: Eukaryota; Metazoa; Arthropoda; Insecta; Coleoptera; Curculionidae
Source: the annotation of a GenBank genome assembly